Messenger RNA from Symbiodinium natans, 594 nucleotides. The record is from the annotation of a GenBank genome assembly. Lineage: Eukaryota; Dinophyceae; Suessiales; Symbiodiniaceae.
AUGGCUUCCUCCAAGCCUUCGGGAUCGGGUGGCUACAACAGCGAUGAUGGCAGUGAUCACUCGCCAACCACCUUUGACCAAGCAUACCUCAAUGACGGCAAUGACUUCAUCAAUGACAGCGAUGACUUCAAUGAGGAGGAUGAGACGAUUGACCAGUUCAAGGUUCGCCUCGCCUCCCUCAAAACCUUUGAGCAGGUUGAGAAGCUGUUUGAUGAUGUCAAUGACAAAGCGGCUGAGUGGAUGGAGAAGUUCAGCCUCGCAAAGAAGCGCUAUGACGAGAUGAAGCCAAAGACAGAGAAGCAAACGAAGAUGAAGAUCAAUGUACUCUACAACGGCAACACCUUCCCAAUCACCGUGGGCUCCGAUGACACGAUGAAGGACAUCCGCAAGAUUCUCCGUAAGCAGUGGUCGGGUUCUUUCAAAUCCAUCAAGAUGAUUGAGGAGAAGUCCUUCUUCUACAAGGAGAACCUCAUGCAGGAGCACAGCCGUCGCUCAAUGGGUGGCUGGGGGAUGAAGGAGAACGAUGAGAUUGUGCUACGCAACACCCCGCCUCCAAAGAAGGCGAAGAGCAAGGCAAUGCCCAAGAAGAAGUGA